Molecule: messenger RNA, 586 nt
Organism: Dermacentor andersoni
Lineage: Eukaryota; Metazoa; Arthropoda; Arachnida; Ixodida; Ixodidae
Source: RefSeq, a predicted model, not a curated record
AUGAUCCACACGAGUUUGCGAGAGUCGGGCGAUAGCCAGCGCAAAGGAAUAUACAACCUGCUGAGCAUCGGGGCCUACCUAGGAGCUUACCCACUGCACGACGGGCCUUUCGGCAAAGGACGUUACAACAAGGCCACGGAGACCUACUCGGAGCGCAGGGUGCUGUACGCGGAGUGGGGUAGAGCCCGUUGCUGGUACAAAGAGCAGCCUCUCUUUCUCAUCCGGCGCUACUUCGGCGAGAAGGUUGGCCUCUACUUCGCCUGGGUCGGCUUCUACACCACCAUGCUUAUCUUGCCUUCUUUCGUCGGGAUCUUCACGUCACUCUACGGGAUCGCGUACAUGCUCACCAAUAAACCCACGUGCGUACGAGGACCUGCGGCGGGAUCGAUGCAAUCAGCGAGCACAAUUCUGAUAGACUAGAAUUCACACGGCUGAUUACGCAAACAGCUCGAUAUUUUGAAUAAUAAAGGCAAUACGGGCACGUGCAUUGCUCGGUGAGCUUUGUGCCUUUGUGGCAAAUAAAUGUCAAUUUCGAGCGAAAUUUUCUAUUUCUUCUCGAUUGAGUGUGCAAAAAAAAAGGAAAUCA